UGCCCCACGCCGGCGCCCCGCGGCAGGGAGAAGAGAAGGGGGCAGACCUGCGGCCGCCCUGCAUGGACCCCGUUCUGCCCGGCCCGGAUCUGAGAUUUGUUCCCGAAAGGAUGGUCCCUUUCAGUUUCCCUCUGUCAAAGUGUGCACUUUGGGACCCAGUUCCUAUGGGUGAUGUCAUUGGCUCACAUAUCACCUAUUACAGAAACCCAAAGUUAUCUAUGAUGGAGAAAACGUUGCGACUUGCCUAUCGCCAUGCUAAGCAGAAUGAAAAGAAAUUGUUUUCCUGUUUUUUGCUUGGGACUCUUGCAGUAGAUGAAGAUGGGGAAGGCAUAAUGCUAACAAUAGACCGCUUUGAUCCUGGUCGAGAAGUUGCUGGUGGAUUGGGCAAAACUCCAACUGCGUCUCUUCCUGGAGACUUCUUGAUUCCGUGUACAGUUAAUGCCUGGGGACCUUCUUCAGAUAAUGUUAUAGUGCACAGCGCUGAAGAUAUCAGCUUGGCUUUCAAGGGUCUGCAGCACAGUCUGUGCAGUAAAGAAUCACUGGAUCUUUCUAAACUGCUCACUGUUAGAGCUCACAUUGUUUUCACAGAAAAUCUGGAUAAUCUACAUUUUAAUUUUCACUGGGCUUCUAUUACUGCAGCAAAUAUCUUGGAAUACACCCCCAUGAAGUCUGUCCCAAUUAUUCCCACAGCUCUAGCAAGAAAUUUGAACAGUCCUAUGAAUAUUGCACAAGUCCAAGGAACUUAUAAAUGUGGCUACCUUACUAUGGACCAGACAAGAAAAUUGCUUUUGCUGCUUGAGUCUGAUCCCAAGGCUUAUGCUCUGCCAUUAGUUGGAGUUUGGCUGAGUGGAGUUACUCAUAUCUGUAGUCCUCAAGUCUGGGCUUGUUGCUUGCGAUAUUUAUUCAGUUCUUCAAUUCAAGAAAGGGUUUUUUCGGAAUCUGGGAGUUUUCUUAUUGUGCUUUAUUCAUUGACACACAAGGAACCAGAGUUUUAUGAGUGCGUUCCAUGCAGUGGACAGACUGAACUAGGGUUUCAGAUCUUAACUUGCAAUGAAACAGUACACCUCUUCAAAAAUGUUGAACCUUCAGGCAAGAGCUCUAUCCAGUUUGAGUUGAGUGCAGAAAACCAAAAUGCAGAAACUGAGUUCUUCAGCAGAGUUUGCAAGAAACUUCCUAUCAGAAGUCCUCCCCAAGGCUGUUCACCCAGCAAGUUGUCAGCAAGCGAUCACGACUCUGGUGUAGAAGAUGAGGAUUUAUCCCCCAGACCAAUUCCAAGUCCUCACCCAGUGAGUCAACAGGUUACCAGGAUCUUUCCUUCAGUUCCUGAACUGUCGCUAGUUUUGGAUGGGAGUUUCAUAGAAUCGGGACAAUCGUCUAAGCCUAUGGGGACUUCAAAUGCUAAAAGUCUACCGUCAGCACUACAUCAGCCUAUUAAGAAGAAAUGGUGCUUGGGAUCUUCAUAUUACCCCACCCAGCACUCUGAAGACAAGCAAAACUUUUCUGCUAAUAUGGGAGAUCCCUCUUUGAGGCAACUACCAAACCAUUUAAACCAGAAAAUUCCAACUUCAAGGCCUUCCAGAGGAAAGCAAGCUCUACUACAGCUACAGUUGCACUGUAAGAAAGCUUGCCUUCAAUCAAGAAGAAGUUCCGGAUCUUCUUCUCCUUCAACCCCUUGUAGUGGGCCUUCCCCGGAUACAUCUGUGCAUCACCCCAGAAAGCCAUCAGAAAGACUUGUAUUGAAUCCCGAUGGAGUCGCACAGCAGGGAGAGCCUCCAGUUAGAAGAACAUCAAUAUCCAGUUCCAAGCAGCCUCCUGCUGUUCCGCAGCCAGUCCUCUACAACUCUGCUUUUUCACCACAGAGCUGCAGAAGACUACCAGAACUGCAGGUGCCAGUUCAAGUGCCACCUUGCUGUCCAGCCAGUGCAUGCAACUGUCAGUUUCCUGCUUCUGUCCAAUAUAAUUCAAUAAACUCAUGGCAAGGAAUUGGUAAAAUGAGCCCCAAACAUGGAGCGGAAAUCCAAUCAGAGAUGGCUCAACAGAAUCCAUGUACAGUGCUCCAUCAAAAUAUCAUUUGCCCAAAUAUUUGCUGUAAUCCAGGAUAUACCACAAGCAGCCCUAUAAGCAUGGGAUAUCAUGGGAAAAUGGGGAACUGUUCUCUAGACAAUAGCUUAUCGCCUGGAAUGAGACUGCCUUCAAGUGCAAGCCCCUCUAGUCCGCAGUUUUGUGCAGCCCACUCACCGUGCCUGCACAUGCUUGCUUCUAAAGCAGGAUCAGAUAAUGGAAUGAUGGGAUUAUCUCCAGAUGCAUACCGCGUUCUUACAGAACAAGAUAGACAACUCAAAUUACUUCAAGCUCAGAUCCAACGCUUAUUGGAAGCACAGGCUCGUCAGGCUUGUUCCUCUGAACCAGCUGCAGCUAGCCAUGCUCUGCAGCCUGAGAAGCAAGGGGACCUUGUUUCUAUGGAAACACAGUCCUCACCAGGUUCGCACAUGAGGAAAAGUGUGAGCAUUGCUGUGAGCACAGGUGCUAGCUUAUUUUGGAAUACAGCCUCAGAAAAACAAGAUGACUCCAUACCACAAGGAAAAAAAGAGGAUGAAGAGAUUUCUAAGGAAGACAUAAGCAUUUCGAUUAAUGCUGAGCAAGAUGCAAGUAAUACAAGUAUUGCUUCUUCCUUAAAGGUGGUUGACAUGCCCAGCUUUGUAGACAGUAUUCAUCUUGUGGAGGAAGGAACUAAUCAGAACACUCUCCAAAAUGGAAACGUUUCCCAAGCACUUGUACACAGUUCAUCCUUGCAAGAAAGUGUUAGCGUGUCUUUACAGAAAGAACCAACAGAGGGAGCCAGCAACCACGCGGUGGUAACAAGUGAGCAAAACUCAGAGCCACCCGCCUCGUUGCUGCCUCGGCAUCCAUCAGAGGAUCAGAAGCUUUACCAGGACUUACUGGGCCAAGUAAACCACCUCUUAAAGUCCUCAGAAGAGCAAGAUCAUUUGCCUGUAAAAUCAGGAUUUGUUAAUGAUGAUGGUCCUAAGUGUCAGGAUAUUGCUGAUAUAACAGAAACGGCUUCAGAGACUGACACGGGAGUGGUGGAUAAAGAGAGUGUGAUUAGUGCUACACUCAAACAACUGAAGAGUCUUGGAGUGACAAUUGACUCGCCUGGCAAAAUGAAGACAAAUACACACAAAGUGGAGAAUGCCAGCAUCUUAGCGUGCAUAAAUCCUGAAGCAGUGGUUCCUGGACUAAAUUAUAUGUCAUUUGCCAAUGUCAGCAUGUGUGGCUUAACUCCUAAUGUUGUUGAUCUGAGCAUGGAAGCAAAUGCUAUAGCACUCAAGUAUCUCAGUGAAAAUCAGUUAUCUCGACUUUCUCUCAGUCACUCAGGCCAAAAUCCUCCUGCAGAUUUCUCUUUCCAAGACAUCUUGCAUACAAAUAUGGACAAGAGCAUGGUGGGUCUUAGCUUAAUUUCACCAAACAAUAUGUCUUUUGCAACCAAGAAGUACAUGAAGCGAUAUGGGCUGAUACAAGGCAAUGACGGUAGUGAAGACGAAGAGGAGCUGCAGGUUCAAGACGGCAAUUCUGGCACUGUCAAAACCAAAAGCAUGCUGGACAAAAACUGUACCCCUGUGUUGGAUGGCUUCAACCACUGGACUGAAUUAUCCAAAAGAAUUGAUGGAAGACUCCCCAUUCAUCUAAAAAGUCACAGCAGAGAGUUGACUACUAAUGCUUCUCCACCAGAAUUAAACAGCCCUGUGUUAAGAAAUAUUACAAAUGAAAUUUUUCCUCCCAGAACAGAUCAAACAGAUGAAAACUCAGUUCAGAUUUUAAAGGAUUUAAAAUCAAAACCCAAAUUGUUACCUGGGAGGGUUGAAUUCACUGAACAACCUGGCAGGAAAGACGAAGGAGAUAUUCAGGUCUUCCCUGGAAAUCUGCAUACUCCAGCCCUUGAAACAUUAAACCAGUCGAACAGCAUGAAUUCUGUUGGCACCAUUCUUGAUGUGAAACAACUCAGGCAGUUGCCAAAGUUGUUCUGAACAUCCCCCGAGAUGGCUGGCAACCACUGUUUUAAAUCUGAGAGGGACCUCUCUGUAAAAGUCUACAGGAAACCAAGGAUUAAGCUAUCUUUGAAGAGGUCACUGUCGUAGCUAUGUAAAACUUGCAGAACUGAGUUUUCAGCCCAGGUCGGGGACAGCCACCUCUAAAUGCCUGGUUGAGUCAAUGCUGAUUAGCACUGAAGUAUGUGUGCACUUUUGUUUACAGUUAGGUGUGAUUUUAAAGUAUCUAAAAGGUGAAUCAACUUGAGUCCAGGAUGUACUCUUAAUAUACUUUUAACAACGAUGCUUAUUUAAAUGUUCUUCUGUUGACUUUUUUUAAAACACUGACUUUUUUACGUGUUUGUGCCAACUGUGAGCCAUCGAUACUGUGUGUGGCAGAGCAGGGGUAACGGAGCUAAAGCACUAAUUUCUAGAAAUUUGCUGAAAUGGUUGCAUUACUGUGGGGGGGUUGUGGCUGGUGGGAAGGGAAGUAUAACCGUGGCUUUACUUUGCAUAAAAUUAUUUUGAAUUCAGCCCAAAUGGCACAUGUAAUUCUCUGUAUCAUGAAAUCCUGGAAGGAAAUUGGAAAAACUGGCACUUUUAAAACUCUUGUGACUUUUUUUUUUCCCUGAAUGAAUGUUUUCUAUUUAUUUAAGAAGUACGUAUUGCUCAUAAAGGUCAAAGGUUCCAUUAAAAAAAAAAAAAACUUCAGUUGUCUGAUGUAGCCUUUAUUUAAGACAUGUGCCACUUCCCAGUUAUUGUUUAGAAUGGCUAACUGGAAGUGCG
This is a messenger RNA of Gymnogyps californianus (California condor), 4811 nucleotides long. It is a transcript of the gene STIL, whose product is annotated as STIL centriolar assembly protein. The coding region runs from base 63 to 4025 and encodes 1320 amino acids. The record is from RefSeq and is a predicted model, not a curated record. Gene Ontology annotation, cellular component: centriole; centrosome. The transcript is spliced from 16 exons. Lineage: Eukaryota; Metazoa; Chordata; Aves; Accipitriformes; Cathartidae. Gene Ontology annotation, biological process: smoothened signaling pathway; mitotic spindle organization; centrosome duplication.